Benincasa hispida (wax gourd) is the source of this 1206-nucleotide messenger RNA. RefSeq lists its product as uncharacterized. Lineage: Eukaryota; Viridiplantae; Streptophyta; Magnoliopsida; Cucurbitales; Cucurbitaceae. The record is from RefSeq and is a predicted model, not a curated record.
CGAGUUUAAGACUUUCAAUUAAAUAGGAAAAAAGGAUAAAAAAGAACCCAAAAUUGACCAUUUAAAUUCCGAAAAAUUUCUAGUUUCGUUUUCGAGUAACGCGAUUGGUGUAAUCCUUUUUCGCAAACUGAUUUAAUCCGUUUUGAUUUAACCAGUCUCGUUGCUUCCGCCGCGCCGUCGCUGCUUCAAUCACAAUCGUUUUCAAUCGAACAGCAAUUUCAAGAAAUAGGGAAGGCCAUCGUCUUCCCCAUCGUUCAAUCGAUUCGUGUUUUUUCGUCUCUGGAAUGGCUUCUUUAGGAAUUCAAUGUGGAGGAAAUUGUGGUAUAUUGAAUCUUCACGACGGUUGCGAUCAGAAACCAGUUCCUCGUUCUUUACUUAUUUCCACCACAAGAUUAAAGAAAUCGAGAAGCUACGUUUCUGCGAUGAAGAGUUUACAGCCGGUGAAUCGUAGAAAAGAUGGCAACGGUGAGGUGAUUUCUCCCGAUAAGCUCGAUGAAUGGAUGAAGGAAUCGGUGGUUGACAUUGUGAAGAAUCUUCGAGAAGCGCCUCUGUUUUUGCGAUUUUACACUCCGGAUGGGAAGACGACGGCGAGAUUCGAAACGGAGAAGGCGGUGGAGGAAGAUCGUUGGCCGAUUUUGGAAAAACAAUGGAAAAACGGAGCAGAACCGACGCCGGAAGGUAUCAUAUUCGUUCAAAAGCUUGAAGACGGCGAUGAUGAAGGGGAAAUCGACGGGGAAUCGAAGGCGUGGGGGAUUGUAGUACAAGGGAGAGGCGUUGAACGUGGUGCGCCGGUUUGUUACUUGUUGAAGACGUGUAGAACGGCGGGAUUAGGGCUAUGGUGCACGCAUUUCUGUUUGGUUAGGGUUAAGAAUUUCAGAGAAACGACGAAAUCGCAGCUUCAGAAUUGUUGGUUGACACAGAAUCAGUAAAUGAAGAAGAACAAGAAGAAGAAGCAGAGGCCGAUUCAAUUGUCAAGUAUUGAUGUUACACUCGUAAUUUCAAUUCAAUUCUCAAUGUGAAGUAAUUGUUCAUAGAAUUUUUUUUCACUCUCUUUUUUUUUCCUCCUCAGUUUCUGUUCUUUUGAUUGAAAUACUCUUUCAUGGCGCAUUGAAGGAAGGGGAGGGAGAGAGAUGAUUGGUUAAUUUAUUUCCAUAUUUUUAUUGUUUAUUAAUUAGUUAGUUAUUAUAUAUAAUUAGUUAUUCCAAA